Molecule: messenger RNA, 1209 nt
Organism: Trichoderma asperellum CBS 433.97
Lineage: Eukaryota; Fungi; Ascomycota; Sordariomycetes; Hypocreales; Hypocreaceae
Biological process (GO): regulation of DNA-templated transcription
Molecular function (GO): DNA-binding transcription factor activity
Source: RefSeq, a predicted model, not a curated record
AUGAAUGCUCUCGAACAGGAAGUCCAGCGUCUCCGAGCAGAAGGCGAAAGGCUGAAUGGGAUAGCCACCAAUUGGAAGAGAUGUGUAAUGGCUUUGGUUGCCACAACAGAUGCACCAGCAUUAAACAUCUAUCAGCUCUCACAGUUUGGUCCUGGUAUAUUCCUGUGGUCGGUUUCGAAUCCGAACCAAGCGGUGAAUGUAACCUCCACCGACGCUUCUCUAAUCUUGAGCAAUGAAUAUCAAUGGCAAGCAUACCAACAGCAGCCAAUGGUAUAUCCUAGCUUGCACAUGCUGCCACACAUCAACAUCGAGGAUGCCUCAGAGGAAUUUCUCUUGCGAAAUUUCUAUGAGAAUAUCAUCCCGACACUGGAUGUCACUGAGUCAACUACCCAAGGAUAUGUCAAACACAUUCUGCCACUAGCAUUCAAUAACCCAAUGGUCAGAAGCGCUUUUUUGGCAGCAUCUGCAAGCCACAUCCAGAUUGCCCAAGGGGCAAAGACUAUGGUCGAUAGACUUAGGUAUAGGUCAACCGCAAUUGCCGAACUGCGGCACGUCUCAGCACAACCAGAGACAGACUCUUGCGCGCCUCUCGCUACCAUCCUAGGCUUGAUGAUCGAUGACAUGAUAUGUGGCCAUAGAGAAUGCCCUGCUUUGCUAAAGCUUGCCGAGUUCUGGAUUCACAAGGAUAGCCCUUUCAGCACUGAUCCAGGCGAGAAAGCAACGCUUAAAUUCUUACUCGACCAAGUCCAAUUAUUAAAAGCAAUUGUUUGCCCCCUUUACCAAUUCAACAAGAUUAUAAGCAAAGAGAGCCUAGCUGCAGAUGGAAGGCAACCCUUGUCGCUCAACCAAAAAGAUCUCUUCGAAGUCUUCUCCGCAAUAGAGAGUGCAGUAGCACAAACAUGUUAUAUAUAUGCACUGCCGGCGUCCAGUUCUCCCCUCGAGAGCAGCAAUACAGACUCAAAUUCAUCUUCAGACGAGCUUAAUAAACUGCUGGACCGACUCCAAGCGACUGUGACCAAGGUACCCCCGUACGCAUUGGGGGAACAUUCUUUAACAUGGGUUUACUUUAUCGCGGCAUCAAGGAGCAAGCGAAUCGACCACAGCGCUUUCUUUGUUGCGAGGUUCGCAGAACUUUUGCAGCGCAUCGGACAUGAAAAAGUAAAUGAGUUAUUAGCCGGAUUAGUAUAUUAUGUAUAUUUAAUGACAUAA